Messenger RNA from Macrosteles quadrilineatus (aster leafhopper), 4061 nucleotides. Its product is annotated as protein O-mannosyl-transferase TMTC2-like. Gene Ontology annotation, biological process: protein O-linked glycosylation via mannose. The transcript is spliced from 11 exons. NCBI's taxonomy places the organism in Eukaryota, Metazoa, Arthropoda, Insecta, Hemiptera, Cicadellidae. Gene Ontology annotation, molecular function: mannosyltransferase activity; protein binding. Gene Ontology annotation, cellular component: endoplasmic reticulum membrane. The record is from RefSeq and is a predicted model, not a curated record. Bases 98 to 2647 code for a protein of 849 amino acids.
AAAUUUUUUACGUAUUUUUCUAGUAUUUUGAUACCUAACUUAUUUAGUGCAGUGACAAUAAUAACUUUUAUAAAUUUCAUGACUUCAACACAUCCAAAUGUCGUCCAGAACAGGCAUGAUGGGCCUCGGCCGCUGGGACCUGGACGGCCUGGCUGUCUGCUUCCUCUCAUUCGUCGUCUACAUCAACACCCUCGGCCACGGGUUCGUCUACGAUGACCACCGAGCGAUCCUGACCAACCCAGAUGUUCUACCUUCCUCUUCAAUCUUCCAAGUCUUCCACAAUGACUUCUGGGGCACUCCCUUGUCGUCUAGCAGCUCUCAUGGCUCUUUCCGCCCCAUCGCCGUGUUGUCCUUUCGCCUGAACGUGUGGGCCUCGGGACUCCGCCCCUUUGGGUUCCACGCCACCAACGUCCUCCUGCAUACCAUCGCCUCCACUCUGGUGAUGAAGACAGCUCGGGUCUUCCUGCCAGGGAGGUCACCUACUCUCGCCGCUGCCCUCUUCGCCGUCCACCCUAUUCACGUGGAGGCUGUCGCCGGAAUCGUGGGAAGAGCCGAUAUUCUAUCUGCUAUAUUUUUUCUUAUGUCGUUUUUAUUUUAUGUAAACUAUGUGAAAGUGAGAGACAGUGCAUUGAGAUUGAAUAGUGUCAAAUUUAAAUCGGUAAAAGGUUGUGCUGUGAAAACACAAAAUGGAUCUUUUUGUGUGACAAGAAGUAGCUUAUAUUUACAAUUAUUAGGGAAAAUUACUUUUCCAAAAAGUGAAACGUUUUUCUACACACUAUUCUUUGUUUUUGCUGUAUUGGCUGUGUUGUGUAAGGAACCAGCUGUUACUGUGAUACCAGUAGCGGUCUGCUAUGACGUUAUUCUUCAUCUUCGAUCGACCAAGCUCAAACACCACAAAUGGUCAAGUCCACCGAGUGCCUCAGCUUCUAUGAUUGCCUUCUUUUCCAUUAUCCUCACACGACUCCUAAUCAUGGGUCUAAAAACUCCCAGCUUUUCAAAAGCAGACAACCCGAUAGCAAAAGAUGGUUCACUUAUCACAAGAACUCUUUCGUUUCUUUAUUUACCACUGUUCAACUUUAUACUUCUACUUUUCCCUAAAUCCCUUAGCUUCGAUUGGUCAAUGGAUGCAAUUCCUAGAGUUCAAAGUUUAUUUGAAUAUAGAUUCGUUUUUACAAUUGCGUUUUACGCUUUACUGUUUCGAUCAAUAAAAGUGUCUUUGAAAAGCUACUUUCCAGCCUCUAAACACUUCUCUAAACCAAAAAAUUGUUGUAAAACAUGUCAGCAUAUCUCAGAACCCCAUAUUUCUUCAUGUAGGCUUUACAAUAACAACAACAACCCUAUCCAGAAAUGUGUGUGUUUGGAGUACCUUCUUCCACUAAUGAACAGAAGAUCUGCUGGAAUGUUGUGCCUUGUUUUUAUCGCCCUUCCUUUUAUUCCAGCGGCCAACAUUUUCUUCUACGUAGGGUUUGUGGUUGCUGAACGGGUUCUGUACAUUCCUAGUAUAGGGUUCUGUCUUCUUGUUGCCCUUGGGUCGCAUGUACUGUAUACCAAUGGGAGGAAGUCUUUAGUUCUAGUCUGCUGUUUCCUCUUACUGACUGCCUUUGCUACAAAGACUCUACAGAGGAACCGCGAUUGGAAAGAUGACGAGAGCCUGUAUAGGUCUGCAACGAGCGUCAAUCCUGCUAAAGCAUAUGGAAACCUCGGUAGCGUGUUGAGUAGUGCAGGAAGGCUUCAAGAGGCUGAACAGGCCCUAAGACUCGCCCUACACUACAGACCAAACAUGGCUGAUGUACACUAUAACUUAGGGAAUUUGCUGAACCGCCAAAACAAAUUUCAAGAAGCUGUAGAAUCUUACGAGAGUGCUAUAAAAUACAGACCGUCUUUGGCAGUGGCCUACUUAAACUUGGGACAGACGUUGGAGUCCUUAACCCGUUUUGAGGAGGCUGAAGAACAUUACGUUAAGUGUCUCCAACUUGACACCGAAGGCUUGAAAGAUCCUCGAGCCCACGAAGAAGCUAAGAAAUCCUGUCUACAUUGUCUCAAACGGUUGUGUGGGGAAAAGAGUUGCGGAGAUCAGACUUCGAUUAUCAUUCAGGAACAAUCAACCAGCAGAAAAGAUUUAGGGGAUCUAAGUAAAAAUGACAAUUUCAAACUAACAAAGAAACAUGUUGAAAACCUCAGUUUAAACGACAACCACUUCCACACAGUGUUGAAAAAUAGAACUGCGAUUUCCAGAGAGGAGGAACGCUACCUUCACAAUCUUCAGAGCUCCCCGAACAAUCCAGCUAACUACGUGAGUUACGGACAGCUUCUAGUCAAGCAGGGCCGGAAGGGUGAGGCAGCUUCACUGUAUCUAAGGGCGGCUCAGCUGCAGCCCCAGCAUCAUUCUCUUGUCAUUUCUGCAGCCGUGGCUCUUAGACACGCCGGUAGACUUGGAGAGGCAGAGGCUAUGUACCGUCAGGCGAGGGAGCUGCGCCCUCAGGAUGCCACAAGUCACAGCAACCUAGGAGCGAUUCUUCACCUCCAAGGCAAGUAUCAGCAGGCAGCUUCAAGCUAUAGAGAGGCUCUUAGACUCACGCCUGGAGAUAGAGUGACGCUCGCCAAUCUGCAGAAACUGAACAACCUUCUGUCAAGGAACAAACGGUGACCUGACUCAGGAGUAAGUCCUACAGAGAGUAACACGUAAAGCGGUCAUAUCAGUAAAGAAGAUGAAUUCCUGAAAAAAAUUGCGAAGAAGGAAUACAUGAAAAACAAACAUCUAGGAAAAGGAGGAAUUUUACAAUCUCCAGCCUGCAGAAUCUAAAAAAACUUCCUCUCCAGGAAAAUGAGGUAAUUUCUGCAGUAUUCCAUUCUGACGAGAAAAUAACAAGAAGAGGAUAUGAGGACAAAGAAGAGGAGGUCUUGCAGAGGAAUAAUAGAAAAUAAUCAAAAAGUAUUAAUCAGAAACAGGAAAUCACCAAUAGAAGAAAUACUAGGGAAGAGGAGAUAGGGUUAAAUAUUAGAGGAAGAAUAAUUAAAGAUGAAGAAUAGAUCCAGAUUUAAGAUACUCCAAUAUACAAAUGUAUGGAAAUAAGACAUUUAGCUGGAGGAAGAAUGCGACAAAAGCAGAAAAUUGGGCAAAGUUUAAAUAUGCGAAUAGGAGGGAUACCUUAAAAAGGAAGAAUUGGUCAACAGCAGGAGAAUUGAAGAAUGAGAUUUGAACAAGAACAAGAACACAGGAGAAGAGGAGUAUGUCACUAAAAAAAAUUAGUUAAAACGAAGAACAACAGCUUUGACUAGUUUGUAACUAAUACGUUCGCAAUGAAUAAUUAAUGAAACUCUGCCAAAAACGUUUGUCAGAUAUUAUUUAAACAGCUAUUAUAUCAUGAUAUAACUUUCAUUCAGUAUAUAGUAUUCUUUAAACAUUUGAUUUGAGAAUGAGAAGAUUUGAAAAUAAGCUUUGAAAAUAGGGAGAUACAAAAUCAUUGAUAUUAAAAAAGACAAUCCGAUAGAAAAAGUCAUUUGAUACAACUUAUUGAACCAAUGAUUAUCAGAUAAAAUAAAUUAACAAGACACACUUUCAAAAAUACUACGAGUAAUUUAAGUAUUUAAUUAACAACCCCUCAUUAGCAUUAGAGAAAUAAUACAACAUCUGAUCAUUAAUCCAAUAACAUUGAUGAUGACAUAUAAUGUAAACAUUUUACUUAUAAAUACCUAUAUAACUAAGGGGUUAAAAACUUAUGCAUGAUUUUGAAACUACAGUAUAAUGUUAAAUUGUUAUAAUGUUAACUCCUAUAAACGAGCAUAUGACUUAAUUACAAUGUUUAAACUUGAACUUAAACAUAGCUACAUCUAAUACAUGUAAAAAUGUAUUAGAGGUGGCUGUGACUUAAAACAUCAGUAUUAAACGUGAAGCCUUAUUAUUCAAUGCAUGACGAUCAAAAUGUAUUUUUAUAUUGGUAUGGAAUAUGUAAAACUUUAUAUAAUCAAACUAUCAAAGCAUAAUUAUUAUGAUAUUUAUAAUACUGUAUUUUAACCACUAUGUAUUCUCAAAUGAGUUUCUAUUUCUUCGAAUACUAUAA